Molecule: messenger RNA, 1512 nt
Organism: Solanum stenotomum
Lineage: Eukaryota; Viridiplantae; Streptophyta; Magnoliopsida; Solanales; Solanaceae
Product: probable transcription factor KAN2
Exons: 4
Coding region: 362-1132 (256 amino acids)
Biological process (GO): abaxial cell fate specification; regulation of DNA-templated transcription
Cellular component (GO): nucleus
Molecular function (GO): transcription cis-regulatory region binding
Source: RefSeq, a predicted model, not a curated record
CACUUCAUUUAUACCUUGUCCUUUCUUCUACCUCCUUUCUCUUAUUUCCCAAUCUCAAAUCCCUACAAAUGACCUCAAAUCCCAAAGGAAAAAUCCACAAUUUUCUCUUCCUCCUCCUAUCUCUUUAAUUUUCUCAAAAAAUAAUCCAUCUUCUAGUAUAUAUAUCAUAGUUGUUAGUAAUAACCUUCAAAUAACUCAAGAAACAACUAGCUAAAAAAGAAGAGAACAUAGAGAGCAAUAAAGAAGAGAAGGAGAAAAAAGAGUUAAGAAAAAAAAUUGAAUCUAGCUAUGUGCUAAAGUUCCUUUUUUUUCGACUCUCGAAAUUCGAACGGUGUCAGAACAGAAGAAGUAACAAGGAUAUAUGGAACUAUUCCCAGCACAACCAGACUUAUCCCUAAAAAUCAGCCCACCAAACAUCAAACCUUCAUCAUCAACUUGGAAGAGGAAAAUUACAAGUGAAGAUGAUGUGCAUAUGGAUUUAGGGUUUUGGAAAAGAGCUCAUGUGGUGGAAUCAACAAAUUCUAGUAACACUUCUUCUUCUUGUUUUGACCUUUCUUUAUCCAAUAAUCCAACAAAACCUAAUUAUUUACAUAAUCUCAAAAAUUAUAACACCUCACAACAAAAUCAAAUGAUAAUAAGAGGCAUUCCGGUGUACCAUCAAAAGCCCUUUGCUAGUACUACUACUACAUUUCCUAUACCUUCUUCUCCUUGUUCUAUUAUUAACAAUAAUAAUAUUAACAACACAAUUAGUUCUUGUGCCUCUACUAGACCUAAUUUUCAACAAGGAGGGUUUUUUAGAUCAAGAUUUUUAUCAAGAUAUCCGGUUAAACAGAGCACUAGGGCUCCAAGGAUGCGAUGGACAAGUACUCUCCAUGCUCGUUUUGUUCAUGCUGUUGAGCUCUUGGGUGGCCAUGAAAGAGCAACACCAAAAUCAGUUCUUGAGCUUAUGGAUGUCAAAGAUCUCACCUUAGCACAUGUUAAAUCCCAUUUACAGAUGUAUCGGACUGUGAAGACAACUGAUAGAUCUGCUUCUUCAGGCCAAUCUGAGGUAUUCGAUAAUUUGUCAUCCGGAGAUACAUCAGAGGAAUUGAUGGUUGAUGAAUAUUUUGAUUCGAAGUCUAAAUUGAUAUAAUAGAUGAAUUUACUUGGCACUCAGAGACUCUAAAUCCUAGAUCCGCCUCUAUAGUUGAAAAUGAAGAAUAUUCAAGAAAGUCUUAAUUAUCAGUUCAACAAGAUAAAAGGAAUAUUCAUCAAGAUAAUGAUUUUCAGGGUUUUUGGAACAACUCUUCAAGGUGAACUUUCAUAUGCUAUUCUAAAAAAUUAUUCCCAAAAAUGUGAAUUUGUACUUUUUUUUUAUAGCCAAAAGGGUCUUAGCGCGAAAGCUAAACCCUAGUAAAAAAUGAUGGACCUAUAUGUGGAAAUUAGUUUUUGUGCCAAAAGCAAAGAGGGCACUAGUUAUCUGAUAGUGUAAAGAAUUUUUAUAAUACUUUAAUAGUAUAAUAUUUGAUGUGA